This is a messenger RNA of Epinephelus lanceolatus (giant grouper), 2027 nucleotides long. RefSeq names its product transmembrane protein 235b (gene tmem235b). Gene Ontology annotation, cellular component: apical plasma membrane. NCBI's taxonomy places the organism in Eukaryota, Metazoa, Chordata, Actinopteri, Perciformes, Serranidae. The record is from RefSeq and is a predicted model, not a curated record.
CCGCAUAAAUCCAAGUCCCUCCCAGACGGCAGCUGCAGUUCAGCGAGGCUGCUAUCAUCCUCGUGCGGCUCUGUGACUUGACUCAUUCAUUCAAGGAUAAGUUGAUGUCCAUCUCUAAUUACUGCUUGGACAGAAAAGCCGGAAAAACAUAGAGGAGGUUUAUUUUCGCAACCGUAAUGAGCGCGUCAGUGUUUCAGACUCAAGAUCAGCAGUAGAAAAUCCGCGUUAGGCAAAGCCAUCACCGUUACGCGCGAAUCAAGCGGUCACCUGUGCAGGAUGAAGGUUAACUUUGGCUCUGUGGUGGUCACUGCCGGCAUCUGCGGUCUCAUGAGCUUCGCUUUCCUGGCGACUGCUCUCGGAACCGAUUACUGGUACAUCAUAGAGAUGAAUCCUGUGAAUAUGAGCGACACUGAGGACAUGAGCUCCCAUUCAGGACUGUGGAGCAUCAACGAAGGUGGGAAGAACAACGCAGACUCUAUUGACUCCUUCAGUGCAGACUACUCCAGGUACUCUGAGAUUGAGCUGCACAUGCUGAGCAUGCACAGUGCAAUAGUGGUGGUGCUUCCCUUCAGCCUGGUGCUGCUGCUAAUUGGUGGCAUCUGUGGACUGGUCAGCUCCCUGGCUCGAAGCCCGGUCCUCCUCACCGGCACGGCGUGCUACUUCUUCAUCUGCAGUCUGCUGACACUGUGUGGUGUGAGCCUCUACAUCUUCUACUCGCACCAGGCGAAGGCUGAGACAGAGAGGCUGGUGGGGCCGGAGGGUCUGGCCUAUAUUCACACCUCCUUCGGGUGGUCUCUGGGUCUGGCCUGGCUCUCCUACGGCCUGGAGCUCCUCACUGGCGCACUGCUGCUUGGGGCCGCGCAAGUGGCCAAGCUGAAGCACAGCACUUCCACCAUGGCCUGACCCAAGCAUCCACAGUGGAUCCAGCACAUUCAGGAUGGAGGAGGAGCUGUACUGUCUGAACUGCAUGUGUUGCUAGCAUGUGGUUCUGCUUUAGCACAAGGUAACAAACAAUAAGAGGACACUAUUAAGGCUCUCACACACAAAAAAAUGUUGAACUAAAGAUGUUGUGGACUGUUAAAAGAAUGCUUUAAACGUUAAACGUCAUAAUUCUGCUGCAGAUCGGAGAUGUGGUGAUUUACAGUAAGUGGUGGAUUACUCUGAGUUCAACAUGAUCAACUGCUCCCUCUUGUGGUCAGAAUUGUAGUGGCUCCUCAUAUCCACUGUCGGUGCAUCUCACUAUAACCUGUGCCAAACAAAACUGACAGUCUCACAAUUUAAAAUCAUCUCCUGUUUAUUAAAAAUUUGUAGAUACAUUUUUAUUCUCACAUUUUAAAUUGGCCAUAUUUGUUGUUUUUGAAUGUUUACAGUGUUAGAACACAGCAAGUCAAACUUUAAAAUGUUGUAUAUACUAUGACAUGUUAUGUUACAUGUUUAUCUAUUGAAAAUGAGUAAUAAAUAUUUGUUCCAUGUGACUGUAGCUUGAAAAUGUUACACCACUGCAGCGACUUACUGCCUUGAUAUCAGUAUUACGAUGAUAUUGUGGCUGACUAUUGGUGCUUUCACAAAAUACACAAUGAAAUUUUUGAUAAAUAAUCAUCAGUAAUGUGAAUAUAAUGACAGAGUGGGUAAAGGCAAGUGAUACAACAGCUACAACAGACCAGAUGAUUGCACCACAUUACUGUAAUGCAGCAUUUAAAUCUAGGAAAAGACAACGCUUAUUAUAUUACGAUAUCCAUCCAUAACUUGACUUUGAAAAAAGAAAGAUUUCAGGGCUUAAAAUAACUGCACAUGUGACUGGGAGAUUUGGUCCGAAGGUCAAAGGCAGUUUGUACUCUUGACUUUUAGGCAGCAGUCGUAAGCAGAAUGGGGUGACAGGUUUCCUGCUGUUGUCACCCAGCUGGCUGCAUCUUUUGAGGAAAAACACAAACACACAUCACCAAAUACUUUUCUUAGGCGUUCCUAUGGCAACCUAAACAUCCUGUGCAUGCACACAAAGGAUGGUAAAGUGGGUGUGAGAUUCUAAA